UAUAUAUUCUUUUGGUGAUGUAGAAAAUUGAGGUCGAUCAACAGCCAAAAGCUGUGGUAUUUUAAAACGGGAAGGAUCGUUCAUUCUCUUCUCAAUCUCGAAACUCAGUGCGGAUGGGGAGAUCGCCGAGCUUCUGUUUCAGUAUCAAGGGGUGCGCCGGCAAGGGCGAGGAUGACGAUUUCUCGGCGCCGCGGCAGGUUAAAGAAUCACCAGAGAAGCGACGGUGGAGUUUCCGAAAGAAACAUGUUGGGCAUCAUGUGUCAAGCAACAAUAUAAUGUCAGAACCUUCGCCCCUUUUUAGCGAAAAUCAGAAUCAAGAAGCAACUGCUGGUACAUUUUAUUCGGAGAAAACUCUAUCAGACCCACAGAAAGUGACCACUGCAGAACAAACAAGUCCAACACUGCAAUUCCUAUCAUCUGAGGUUUCAUCUGGAGUACAUGAGGAAUUUUCCAGUACAUCAACUGUCUUAGUUAAUAAUAAUGUUCCAGAACAUGUCAUUGUUAUCCAGACUUCUAUUCGGAGAUGCUUGGCUCAAAACGAGCUCCAGAAGCUUAAGAAUGUUGUAAAGCUUCAGGCUGCUGCACGUGGCUUUCUAGUUAGAAGACAGGCUGCAGGAACUUUGCGUUGCAUUCAGGCCAUUGUCAAAAUGCAAGCACUUGUACGGGCUCGACAUUCUGUUCAAUCUGCAAAGUUAAUUGAGAAAAGUAACAUUGAUGAGUUUAUACAAGCUGAUGUGCUUCAGGUGAAGCAGUCUAAUAAAGAACUAACUAAAACACCAUCUGCAAUCAGGAAGUUAGUCUCUAGUGCUUUUGCUCGUCAGCUUUUGGAGUCCACACCGAAGGCCAAGUCCAUCCGAAUCAGCUGUGAUCCUUUGAGGCCAGAUUCAGGUUGGAAUUGGUUGGAGAGAUGGAUGGCCCUAACAUCAAUGGAUCAACAAAAGCUCAUUCUUAACCCGGAGGAUCUGAAGAACAAUAUGGCAUUCGACCCGGCGGAUUAUGAAGUUGAUGAUGGGGUGCAUGUUAUUCCACAUCAUGCAUCAUCAGAUUCACUGGCAGCUGGUAAUUCUCUAGAAGUGCCAGUGGUUGAAGAUGAUCUUAUAACUAAGAGUUCUAGGAGUCCAGAGCUUUCGGCUCCUGCAUGUGUUUCAGAUCAACUCCCUCCUGUUCAAGAUAGUGAACUGCAGUCUCCUGUUCAUGAGACUGUUGCAACGGAGAAUCACCACGACCAGUCUAAAAGAGAAGCUAAAGAAAUCUCUAUGGAGAACAUAGAUGCCAGUUUACAUUUUGAACACGAUGGUAAUCUAAGCAAAACUGAUAAUACUGAAGAUAACCUUAAGAAAAGUGCCAGAAAUGAACUCAUUAGUGCUGAAAAAUAUGAAGGAGACAAGGGUUUGAAUGGACCUAGGAAGUCCAAGAAUCCAGCUUUUGCUGCAGUGCAAGCGAAAUUUGAGGAACUGAGUUCUGCUUCUGAUUCUAAUAUAUAUUUUAAUUAUGUGUCGAGUAUGGUUGUUAGUGUAUCAAAAUCACCCUAUUCCCAGGUGGAUUUCAUAUCGAAGGAAGAUAGUGAGAGAAAAUCAAUUUACUCUAUCAACGGUGAGGAAGUUAAUCUACAUGAGAAACUAUCCAGCCAUAGUCCAAAAAGCCAAGGUGCUGCUUCAGGGUACGCAACUGGGAUUUCUGUUGACAGACCAAAAGAUUCUGUUACUGAAAAUUUUCCAGAACAAACAAUUUUUGAUGAAAUAAACCAUGGUGCACUAAGUGAUACCAAUGGUUUGCAGAAAUUUGAUGAAAUUAAAGCUGAAACAAAGAACGAUUCACCCAAAUUGGUUACAGUUCAACCACAAGAAAAGGAGAGUAGCAAAAAUGCAGCAGUUCAUGUGGAUGAAAAUGCAGAAGAUAUAUAUGCUGAUAAGCCAUCGCCAUAUGAGACUCCCAGAAGCCAUACAGUUGUUGAAGCUUCUGCUGCAACGCUUUCCAGUCCAAAAUCUCUCAUUGUACGAACUGCUAAAUCAGAGGAUAAUUCCCCAGCAAGAAAGAUAAAGUCCCAAUUAGCAGUAAAGAAUUCACCAACUCGUUCAGUAAAGAGUUCACCAACUCAUUCGUGGAAUGAUUCAGAUGCCCGAAGGGGUACAAAAGAUUUGAAGAGACCAAACUCAUCUGGGAGUGAUAGAACUUUUCAUGUUGAUCACGAAGGCAGAAACAGUAGCAAAUCUCUUCCAAGUUAUAUGCAACUUACUGAGUCUGCAAAGGCUAAGAUCAACACUAAUUUUUCCCAUAAAUCAAGUGUUGGUCUCCAUCACAAAGAUAAUCUCAUAAAGAAGAGACACUCCUUGCCAAUUGGGAAUGAAAAGCAGAGUUUUUCUCCUCGAAUGCAGAGUCCAAAAUCUCAAACAUCACAAGAUUUGAAGGGAAGCGGUGUUUCUUUUGAUAAUUCUAGUGAGAGGAGAUGGCAAAUAUGAGUUGGACUGGUUAAAAGUAGUGCUAUUUCACUGCAAUUACAGAAUUCAGAUUGUGGACGGUGAGUUGAAUAGUGGUUAUUUUUAUUUUAUUUUUAUACUUUUAUAAAAUAUUCAUUAUGUGAUGUCCCCUGCAAUUAAGAGAUGUGAAGUUAUAGCUGUAAUUAUACAUGUAUAUUGACAAUACAUCAGAAAACUUGCCUUGAGAGUGGAGAUU
This is a messenger RNA of Phalaenopsis equestris, 2673 nucleotides long. Its product is annotated as protein IQ-DOMAIN 32-like. The record is from RefSeq and is a predicted model, not a curated record. The transcript has 6 exons. The coding region runs from base 114 to 2459 and encodes 781 amino acids. NCBI's taxonomy places the organism in Eukaryota, Viridiplantae, Streptophyta, Magnoliopsida, Asparagales, Orchidaceae. Gene Ontology annotation, molecular function: protein binding.